Penicillium chermesinum is the source of this 732-nucleotide messenger RNA. Its product is annotated as palmitoyl-(protein) hydrolase. Lineage: Eukaryota; Fungi; Ascomycota; Eurotiomycetes; Eurotiales; Aspergillaceae. Gene Ontology annotation, cellular component: cytoplasm. The coding region runs from base 1 to 732 and encodes 243 amino acids. Gene Ontology annotation, molecular function: palmitoyl-(protein) hydrolase activity; carboxylic ester hydrolase activity. The record is from RefSeq and is a predicted model, not a curated record. The transcript has 6 exons. Gene Ontology annotation, biological process: protein depalmitoylation.
AUGUCAGCUCGUCCAUAUGUCGUCCCUGCGCUCAAAAAGCACACUGCGACUGUGAUCAUGGCCCACGGCCUUGGUGACAGUGGCGCCGGCUGGAUGGCUCUUGCCCAGAAUUGGCGUCGUCGUGGUAAGUUCGAGGAGGUUACUUUCAUCUUCCCGAAUGCGCCAAACAUCCCAAUCACAGUGAACAUGGGAAUGAAAAUGCCCGGGUGGUACGAUAUCGCCAAACUGGGCGGUGACCUCAACGUUGAAGACGUCAUCCGCAACCAAGACGAACCCGGCAUCCUCCGUUCCCGCGAAUACUUCAAUGGACUUGUCAAGGAGCAGAUGGACAAGGGCAUCAAGCCUUCGCGGAUCGUACUCGGUGGAUUCUCCCAGGGCGGCGUCAUGGCCGUGUUCACCGGUCUCACAAGCAAGGAGAAGCUGGGUGGAAUUUUCGGGAUGUCGUGUUAUCUGACGCUGAGCGAUCGGAUCAAGAACUACGUUCCUGAGGACUGGCCUAACAAGGACACUCCCGUCUGGCUGGCUCAUGGUGAAGAUGACGAGGUGGUCAAGUUCCCACUGGGCCAGAUGUCGCACAAGAUGAUGAAGGAAUUGGGAGUGCAGAACGUUUCUUUCAAAUCUUACCCUGAUCUGGGACACUCGGCCGAUCCGCAAGAGAUCGUCGAUCUGGAGAAGUUCCUGGAGGAGACCCUUCCCUCCGAGGGCGACGGCUCGGCUUCUGCAGGCUUAUGA